CACAUGUGUGGGCAACGUUGUUUGUCAGUUGCAUAGACAUAUCUCACGUGCCUCACAUAACUUGAUUAAUUAGAUUCAGCUCUGUCUGUGUCUGUGUCUGUCUUGUGCUUAAUUACCGACAUAAAUUAUAGUAGUAAUAUUAUCUAGCUAGAAUCUAUCUACCAAUGUUAUGGCUCACUGAAACACACACCCAAGAGUAGAGUACAGAAGACAAGGCUCAUUGUUGGUAUCAGUGUAAUGGGCAAGAUGCAAGGGAAGACAAACCUGGAUUCUGGGUGGCUAGCUGCAAGGUCCACUGAGGUCCAUUUCAAUGGCUCUCAGCUCACCACCACUAACCCUCCUUCUCUUACUGGCCCCACUGAACCAUCACCAUGGAUGGAAGCUCUUGUCCCUGGAACUGUUCUGGCAACCUUGGUGAAGAACAAAGUGGUGCCUGAUCCUUUUUAUGGACUAGGAAAUGAGGCAAUCUUAGAUAUUGCUGAUUCUGGAAGAGACUAUUACACUUUCUGGUUCUUUACAACCUUUCACUGUAAACUGGCAGGCAAUCAGCACUGUGAUCUGAACUUCCGUGGAAUCAAUUACUCAGCCGAUGUUUACUUAAACGGGCACAAAAUGGUCCUCCCGAAAGGAAUGUUUCGGAGGCAUUCUCUUGAUGUCACUAGUAUUCUUCAUCCUGAUGGCAAUAACCUGCUCGCGGUUCUUGUUCAUCCUCCUGAUCAUCCUGGGAGUAUCCCACCUCAGGGAGGACAGGGGGGCGAUCAUGAGAUAGGAAAGGAUGUGGCUACACAAUAUGUUCAAGGUUGGGACUGGAUAGCUCCUAUAAGGGAUAGGAAUACUGGAAUUUGGGAUGAGGUUUCCAUUUUUAUUACCGGGCCAGUGAAAAUAAUUGAUCCCCACUUGGUGUCAUCAUUUUUUGACAAUUACAAGAGAGCAUAUCUACAUGCCACAACAGAGUUAGAGAACAGGAGCUCCUCGACUGCUGAAUGCUCUUUGAGUAUCCAUGUCACAGCAGAACUUGAGGGAAGCAUUCACCUAGUAGAGCAGCUUCAAACUCAAAAUAUUUCAGUUCCUGCAGGAUCACGGGUGCAAUAUACAUUUCCUGAGCUCUUCUUCUACAAGCCCAAUUUAUGGUGGCCUAAUGGAAUGGGGAAGCAAUCUUUGUACAAUGUUGUUAUUGACAUUGACGUUAAAGGAUUCGGUGAGUCUGAUUCGUGGAGCCAUUACUUUGGAUUCCGCAAAAUUGAGAGCCACAUUGAUGGUGCUACUGGUGGAAGGUUGUUCAAAGUCAAUGGAGAACCAAUUUUCAUACGCGGGGGUAACUGGAUAUUGUCUGAUGGACUACUGCGACUGUCAAAGAAGCGAUAUAGUACAGAUAUCAAGUUUCAUGCAGAUAUGAAUUUUAACAUGAUUCGGUGCUGGGGCGGUGGACUGGCUGAAAGGCCAGAGUUUUAUCAUUAUUGUGACUAUUAUGGUCUUCUGGUAUGGCAAGAGUUCUGGAUUACUGGGGAUGUUGAUGGACGUGGUGUCCCAGUAUCAAAUCCGAACGGUCCACUGGACCAUGACCUUUUCUUGUUUUGUGCCAGAGACACAGUCAAGCUUCUUAGAAAUCAUCCCAGUCUUGCCCUCUGGGUUGGUGGAAAUGAACAAGUUCCACCACGUGAUAUAAAUGCUGCUCUGAAGAAUGAUCUAGAACUCCAUCCUUAUUUUGAACAUGUAAAUGAAAAGAGAAAACCUUUAGGUGAUUUGGAAGAUCCUAGUCAGUAUCUCGAUGGUACACGUAUGUACAUAAAAGGAUCAUUAUGGGAUGGAUUUGCAGAUGGGAAGGGAGAUUUCACUGAUGGACCUUACGAGAUUCAAAACCCUGAGGAUUUCUUCAAGGAUGAUUUUUAUAAAUAUGGAUUCAACCCAGAGGUUGGUUCUGUUGGAAUGCCGGUUGCCGCUACCAUAAGAGCAACAAUGCCUUCAGAAGGAUGGCAGAUACCAUUGUUCAAGAAACUUCCCAAUGGUUAUGUAGAGGAAGUUCCAAAUCCCAUAUGGAAAUACCAUAAAUACAUUCCAUAUUCAAAACCAACCAAGGUUCAUGAUCAGAUUCAGCUUUAUGGUGCUGCAAAAGAUCUUGAUGACUUUUGUUUGAAGGCUCAACUUGUUAACUACAUACAAUAUAGAGCUCUUUUAGAAGGAUGGAGUUCUCGCAUGUGGAGCAAAUAUACAGGUGUAUUGAUUUGGAAGACGCAAAAUCCUUGGACUGGUCUGAGAGGUCAAUUUUAUGAUCAUCUACUUGACCAAACAGCCGGUUUCUAUGGCUGUCGAUGUGCUGCCGAGCCAAUUCAUGUACAGCUUAACCUCGCUACAUAUUGUAUAGAGGUUGUGAAUACAACAUCAGAAGAGUUGUCUAAUGUAGCUAUUGAAGCCUCAGUGUGGGAUCUGGAAGGAACAUGUCCAUACUACAAAACUCAUGAAAAUCUCUCUUUGCUGCCAAAAAAAGUAACAUCUAUUGUUGAGAUGAAGUAUCCAAAGUCGAAAAAUCCUAAGCCAGUCUAUUUUCUUCUUCUCAAACUCUACGACAUGUCAGAUUUUAGAAUCUUAUCAAGAAACUUCUAUUGGUUGCAUCUCCCUGGUGGAGAUUACAAGCUAUUGGAGCCGUAUAGGAAGAAGAAAAUACCUCUUAAGAUAACAUCGGAGGUUUUUAUUGAAGGAUCCACUUAUAAACUCCAAAUGCAUGUGCUGAACUCAUCGAAAAGACCAGAUACGAAGAGUUUAGUACUUGAGUGCGGUUCAACUGCUAAACAACGCGACAGUUGCAUUGUUACAGACUCAGUGGAUAACAUGCAUAAUGAGGCUGGAAAAGAUCAAGAAGUUGGUUGGUUUAAGAGGAUACACAGAUGCUUAGCUGGGAAAAGUGAUGGCUUGAAGGUUUCUGAAAUAAAUGGACAAGAUAUAGGAGUUGCUUUCUUUCUUCAUUUUUCUGUUCAUGCUUCAAAUAGGGACCACAAGGAAGGGGAAGACACAAGAAUUCUCCCUGUUCACUACUCAGAUAACUAUUUUUCACUGGUGCCCGGAGAGGCCAUGACUGUUAAAAUCUCUUUCGAGGUCCCUCCAGGUGUCGCUCCUCGAGUUACCCUUCAUGGCUGGAAUUACCAUGGAAAAGCCAUCCAUGAAGCUCUUUAGAGAUGUCACAGGAAAACUUGUGAACUGAUAAAAAGAAAUGCAUGAGUUUAUUUUUUGUUUUCAUACUAUGUCUUCAAGAGAAUUCAUAUUUCCAAUUGUAUGUCACGGAUGAGACGUAUCGACCAUGUCAAUUUCCAUUGUUUUUUCAAUCAGUGCAAUAAAAAGGGAAGCUGAGAUUGUUAAACCA
Lotus japonicus is the source of this 3355-nucleotide messenger RNA. Its product is annotated as mannosylglycoprotein endo-beta-mannosidase-like. Lineage: Eukaryota; Viridiplantae; Streptophyta; Magnoliopsida; Fabales; Fabaceae. The transcript is spliced from 11 exons. Gene Ontology annotation, biological process: carbohydrate metabolic process. The record is from RefSeq and is a predicted model, not a curated record. Gene Ontology annotation, molecular function: hydrolase activity, hydrolyzing O-glycosyl compounds. The coding region runs from base 238 to 3168 and encodes 976 amino acids.